AUGGAUUCAAAAAAAUCGAAGAGGGACAACUCCUACCUUUACAGUACAAAGAGAAGGAAGGAGUCUAGAAGCAGGGGAAAUAUCAAGAUUAAAGAAGAGACACCGACUGAGGCAAAGGAACAAAUAAGAAUCCUGGGACAAGAUCCAAAAGGACAUCAUAGAGAUAGAGUGGUUAAAACUAGGAUAAUGGGAGGAAGAAUGCAGAGCCAUGAAGAAUACUCCAGUUCCAAGAAUCCGCAGAGAAGUAAAUGGAAUGACCAAAAUGAAGGACUGAAGCAACCAGAUAUAGAAAAAUUUUUAUCGCCAAAAAAUCAGAUCCCUUUGUAA
Messenger RNA from Plasmodium inui San Antonio 1, 327 nucleotides. RefSeq lists its product as hypothetical. The coding region runs from base 1 to 327 and encodes 108 amino acids. Lineage: Eukaryota; Apicomplexa; Aconoidasida; Haemosporida; Plasmodiidae. The transcript is spliced from 2 exons. The record is from RefSeq and is a predicted model, not a curated record.